Messenger RNA from Priceomyces carsonii, 198 nucleotides. RefSeq lists its product as uncharacterized. NCBI's taxonomy places the organism in Eukaryota, Fungi, Ascomycota, Pichiomycetes, Serinales, Debaryomycetaceae. The record is from RefSeq and is a predicted model, not a curated record. Bases 1 to 198 code for a protein of 65 amino acids. The transcript has a single exon.
AUGGAAGCUGCUAAACAAAGCAAAAGAUUUCAUUUGGGCCCAAUCAGCAGCUCAUACUUGAAUGUCAAGUCUGAUCCGGUAGAGCAUGCAAGGUUGACGGUUGCGAUUGAGGCGGAGAUGGGGGUUACUCGAGUAUUAAACCAGAGCUUUAGGACUGAAAUUUCUUUGAUAUUUGCAAUUUUGUCUUAUCUCGAUUAA